This is a messenger RNA of Fonsecaea multimorphosa CBS 102226, 969 nucleotides long. RefSeq lists its product as uncharacterized. Gene Ontology annotation, cellular component: cytoplasm; mitochondrion; peroxisome. NCBI's taxonomy places the organism in Eukaryota, Fungi, Ascomycota, Eurotiomycetes, Chaetothyriales, Herpotrichiellaceae. The transcript is spliced from 2 exons. The record is from RefSeq and is a predicted model, not a curated record. Gene Ontology annotation, molecular function: catalase activity; heme binding. Gene Ontology annotation, biological process: response to hydrogen peroxide; hydrogen peroxide catabolic process. Bases 1 to 969 code for a protein of 322 amino acids.
AUGCCUCUCUCUACCAACGACAAGACUAAUGAGACCGCUUCCAACCUGGUCAAGACAUUACAAGGAGCAUUCCACACACCACCAGGCUUCAGACCAGCCCACGCCCGAGGGAUUCUCCUCAAUGGCACAUUCACACCCACCUCGGAAGCAGGCGCUCUAAGUUCGGCGCAUCACUUCAAUGCCAGCUCGACACCUAUCAUCGUACGAUUCUCAAACUCGACUGGCAUCCCACAAAUCCCCGACAACGCAGGCGAUGCGAACCCACGAGGUAUCGCCGUUCGGUUCGUCCUGCCCGAGAAGAACGGACGGCGCCAACACACCGAUGUCAUCGCGCACUCGACGCCUUUCUUCCCCGUCCGCACGGGCGAAGAUUUCCUCGAACUUCUGGGAGCGAUCGGCGCGUCUUCAGCACCGGACGCCCCCAAACCGUCGCCGAUUGAAGUCUAUCUGGGUAAGACGCCCUCGGCGGCGGCAUUCGUCAACGCGCCGAAACCCACCCCAGCGAGCUUCGCCACGGAGAAGUAUUUCGGACUCAAUGCUUUCAAGCUCGUCGCGUCGGACGGCAAGGGCACGUUUGUGCGAUACCGCAUCACGCCGGACGCAGGCGAGUCGCACUUGACGGACGAGGAAGCCAAGGCCAAGGACCCGGCGUUCCUGCACAACGAGAUCCAGACCCGUAUCAUCGACGGCGGCGCGUCCUUCACCUUGUGGGCCCAGGUCGCCGAGGAAGGGGACCCGACCAACGACAUCACGAUCCACUGGCCCGAGUCGCGCAAGCUGGUCAAGCUGGGCACCAUCAAGCUCGAGGCCAUGGCCGACGACAACGACGAGAAGCAGCGCACCAUCAUCUUCGACCCCGUGCCACGCGUCGACGGCGUCGAGGCGAGCGACGACCCAAUCAUCGACAUGCGAGCCAGCAUCUAUCUCAUCUCCGGCCGCGAGAGGAGAGCCGCCGGGCCUCACCACUAA